UUGAUGAUGCUGUCAUUAGUGAAAAAUACACUAGCCCAUUCGUUUGCAAUCUGUGAAACAAUAAAAUGGCGCCUACAGAUGUAUACUACAUACGCACUCCAAAUGCACCCUUGCCAGUAGUUGGAACAAUGAGCCAAGCCGUUGCAGUAGGGGACAAAGUUUUCGUUUCUGGCGUGCUAGGCUUUACUCCGGGGUCGCUGGUGUUGAUUUCUGACGAUUUAAGAGAACAAACCGUGCAAACUUUUCAAAACGUCAUUGCUAUACUAGAAGCUGCUGGAUCAUCUUCAAAAAAUGUGGUUCAAGCAACGAUAUUCCUCACGGAUAUUAACGAUUUGGAAAUAGUAGACGACAUAUACAACCAAAUGUUCGGUCCUAGAGUUGGAGCAAAAACUUACUUGCAGUCUACAAACACAUACACGGGUUCGAAAAUACAUAUGGAAACUGUGGCGAUCACUGGUAAUGUAGAAAUAAAAUAUGUCGAAUAAAAUAUGAUGUUUAUAAUUUAAAAUGAUAUUAUAAUAAUAAUAAUAAUAUAUUUUACGGUUGUUAGUAUUUUAUAAUAACUCAGAGUUCGGUUAAUAUAAAAAAUACUAUGUAGUUUACCUUUUAUGUGUUUUGUGAAAUAUAUUUUUGUGCGUUUACAUAAUGUUUUUUUAAAUAAAGACAUUAAUUAAAAUAACGGUUCGAUUAUGUAAA
Adelges cooleyi (spruce gall adelgid) is the source of this 696-nucleotide messenger RNA. Its product is annotated as 2-iminobutanoate/2-iminopropanoate deaminase-like. Bases 66 to 485 code for a protein of 139 amino acids. The transcript is spliced from 5 exons. Lineage: Eukaryota; Metazoa; Arthropoda; Insecta; Hemiptera; Adelgidae. Gene Ontology annotation, molecular function: deaminase activity. The record is from RefSeq and is a predicted model, not a curated record. Gene Ontology annotation, cellular component: cytosol.